AUGGUGUCUUUUUCGUGCGAGAACUGUGGUGAUAUUCUCACCAAGAAGAAGCUCGAUCCUCACCGUAACCAGUGUCGUGGCGCGUCUUUCACCUGCAUUGACUGCAUGGUCCAUUUCUACGGCACGGAGUAUCGCGCGCAUACAUCCUGCAUGAGCGAGGCGCAAAAGUAUCAGGGAGCGCUGUACAAGGAAAAGCCGAACAAGAAGGGCCCCAAGACUUCCAACCAGAACGCGAAAAACAACACCAAUGCGCGCAAUCAGCAACCCCGGGUCGAGGAUGCUUCUGCGUCGGAUGCUGAUCUCGCCAAGUCCCACAUCAACGCACCACCCCCACCGGCCCCUACUCCUCCUCCCGCGGCUGAGGCGAAGCCCACCGCUGAUGCGUUGAAGGAUACAAAGGCUGUUAACGUCUUCGACUACCUGGUCACCGACGAGACUCCGAACGCGUCCAAGGUUACCUUGGCUACCCUUAAGGAGCAGAUGGCAAUGAACCCCAAGGCCAAGUCCUUGUUCGAGCCCAGCGACGCUCUCGCCAAGCUGGAUACUAAGACGGAUGACGAAGGUCAUUACGACAUCGCGUAUGAGGAGAAUGGCUUUUCAUACGGUGGAGGGCCUAUCCCGCCGUCCAAGUACCCCAACGAGACGGCUAAUGCUUCGACCGAGUUCGUUACUCCAGCAUCCAAGAAGAAGAAGGACCGCAAGGAAAAGCGCUCUGGCACAACCAGCGAGAAGAAGCGUAAGCGUGGUCAUGGCGACGAGAUGAGCAGUCCUCAAAACGACAUCGAUACUCCUAUGAUGGACGCCCCAUCCAGCGUCAUCAACAACGCAGGGACCCCGAUGCUGGCUCACUCUGGCCUGACCGGUGGCUUGAAUCGAAUGAUGCGCUCUGCCUCACCUAACGGCGACGACACCCCGGACGUCAUUACCCGCGCACCCUACAACGACAACUCGUCCCCCAUCAAGCGUACGCGCCGCAACGGCAAGGAAGCAAACGGGGACCAAGGCCUGGAAUCUCUAUGA
Molecule: messenger RNA, 1020 nt
Organism: Penicillium maclennaniae
Lineage: Eukaryota; Fungi; Ascomycota; Eurotiomycetes; Eurotiales; Aspergillaceae
Product: LYAR-type C2HC zinc finger protein
Exons: 3
Coding region: 1-1020 (339 amino acids)
Biological process (GO): negative regulation of transcription by RNA polymerase II; rRNA processing
Cellular component (GO): nucleolus
Molecular function (GO): DNA binding
Source: RefSeq, a predicted model, not a curated record